Fomitiporia mediterranea MF3/22 is the source of this 2097-nucleotide messenger RNA. RefSeq lists its product as uncharacterized. The transcript has 11 exons. Lineage: Eukaryota; Fungi; Basidiomycota; Agaricomycetes; Hymenochaetales; Hymenochaetaceae. Gene Ontology annotation, molecular function: SUMO activating enzyme activity. Gene Ontology annotation, biological process: protein sumoylation. Bases 1 to 2097 code for a protein of 698 amino acids. The record is from RefSeq and is a predicted model, not a curated record. Gene Ontology annotation, cellular component: cytoplasm; SUMO activating enzyme complex.
AUGGCAGACAGGUCCGGCUCAGCAGCUGCCUCGCGAAAUGCACGUGCUAGAGCUGUUCUUGGCUCAGAUUUCCAUGAACGUCUCUCCAAUGUUAAGGUUCUGCUUGUGGGUGCUGGCGGGAUUGGCUGUGAGCUCCUAAAAAAUGUCGUCUUAACGGGUUUCGGAAAAAUUACCUUGCUGGACCUUGAUACUAUCGACCUGUCGAAUUUAAACCGACAAUUCCUCUUCCGCAAAAAGGACAUUAAGCAGUCAAAAGCACUGGUUGCUGCACGUACCGCCCAAACUUUCAAUCCAAAUGUACGCAUCACUCCCAUACACGCAAAUAUCAAAGAACCGCAGUUUGAUGUUGCGUGGUUCCGUGGAUUUGAUAUCGUCCUCAACGCAUUGGAUAAUCUCGACGCACGAAGACAUGUCAAUAAACUAUGCCUCGCUGCGGGCGUUCCACUAGUAGAAUCCGGUACGGCCGGCUACUAUGGUCAAGUACAGCCCAUAUUAAAAGACCGAUUCGAGUGCUUUGACUGUUUACCGAAACCUGUUCCAAAGACAUUCCCCGUUUGCACCAUUCGAAGUACACCAAGUCAACCAAUCCAUUGUAUCGUGUGGGCUAAAAGCUACUUGCUACAGCAAUUAUUUGGAGAAGACGAAUAUGGCAGCGACGAACUCGACGAUGCGGAAAGAGCAGGUGAAAAUUCUGAGGAAAUUGCAAACUUACGGAAAGAGGCGCAGGCAUUCGCCCUUGUCCGGAAAGCACUUCGUACUAACUCUUCCCCUAAUGGAACUGCAUCGGAUGGGCGAGAUUACAGCGACAAACUGAAAGACCCAGCGCGUCUUGCUUUUGACAAGGUCUUCAAUUCUGACGUCAGAAAUCUCUUGAGCAUGUCAGACAUGUGGAAGACUCGAACGCCACCAGUACCUCUAGACUAUGAUGGCAUAGCUGAUGGCACAUUCAGUCUAAGUGCUGGCUCAUCAAGCGUCCCUAACGGGAUAUCUGAACCUAACGGUAGUGCUAACAAUGCGUCACCGAAGCCAAUGGUUAACGGAAUCGCGAAGACAUCCGAUUCCACGCCAACUGCAUCGUCAUCGGCUCUGGCAUCCUCGCUUAAGGACCAGAAGGAACUCACACUACAGGAAAGCUUGGUCCUGUUCGUUUCGAGCACGCAUCGUUUGGCUGCACGAUUGCGAAAUGGAGAAGAUACGAUUUCGUUUGACAAGGACGACGACGACACACUAGACUUCGUAACCGCUGCCUCAAACUUACGUUCAGCGGCUUAUGGUAUUCCGCGAAAAAGUCGCUGGGAAAUCAAAGAAAUGGCAGGGAACAUCAUACCAGCUAUCGCAACCACAAACGCAAUAAUCGCUGGUAUCAUCGUACUACAGGCAGUACAACUACUGCGAAAGAACUACAGCGGCCUGCGUAACGUACAUCUUCAGCGUAAGGCCGAGGUACCUCUAAAUGCCUGUACCGUCGGACUACCAGCACCAGGGUGCGGAGUUUGUCGCGAUAUAUACGUUGACUUUCCCUGUGAUCCUGAGCGCGUCACUCUGUCUGAAGCGGUCAAUGGGCUUCUUGGUACUGGUGAAGGAGUCGAUCCUGGAACAGGACUGCGGGACGUUUCCGUAUACGAAGACAAACGAUUACUCGCUGAUCCGGACUUCGAAGACAAUUUGGACCGAUCACUUGCCAGCCUUGGCGUGACGCACGGGAAGUUCCUAACUAUCGUUGACGAAGAUGAGGAGUUAGGCACCAUUGCAGCCUCCAUAUCCAGAUUACCACCCAAUCAUCCCAUCGAUGCACCCGCAUACAUCCUACCCUCCCCUCUCCCCAUCCCACCAGAGGUGGUGAAACCACAACCAGCUCCUCCCACCUCCCCACCAUCUACACCAGCACGCAAACGAGUAUUAGAAGCAGAAGACCUCGCACACGGCGUUCCACCAGCGAAACGCGUAAAAGCAAACAGUAGCAACCUACAAGACGUAAACCUCUCAAGUCCCAGUAAGAAGCGUCGUUUCGAGGAGGAUGGGUUAUUGAUGCUUGAUGACCCCAACGAAAAACUCGAAGAUGGGGACGCUCCACAACUCAUUACUAUAGAUGAUUGA